AUGAGUGAAGGUGCGGCCGCUGCCUCGCCACCUGGAGCCGCUUCGGCAGCCGCCGCCUCGGCCGAGGAGGGCACCGCGGCGGCUGCGGCGGCGGCAGCGGCAGCGGCGGGCGGGGGCCCGGACGGCGGCGGCGAAGGGGCGGCCGAGCCCCCCCGGGAGUUACGCUGUAGCGACUGUAUCGUGUGGAACCGGCAGCAGACGUGGCUGUGCGUGGUGCCUCUGUUCAUCGGCUUCAUCGGCCUGGGGCUCAGCCUCAUGCUCCUCAAAUGGAUCGUGGUGGGCUCCGUCAAGGAAUACGUGCCCACCGACCUGGUGGACUCCAAGGGGAUGGGCCAGGACCCCUUCUUCCUCUCCAAGCCCAGCUCCUUCCCCAAGGCCAUGGAGACCACCACCACGACCACUUCUACUGCGUCCCCCGCCACCCCCUCCGCCGGCGGCGCCGCCUCUUCCAGGACGCCCAACCGGAUUAGCACCCGCCUGACGACCAUCACGCGGGCGCCGACUCGCUUUCCCGGGCACCGGGUGCCCAUCCGGGCCAGCCCGCGCUCCACCACCGCACGGAACACUGCGGCACCCCCGACGGUCCUGUCCACCACAGCCCCCUUCUUCAGUAGCAGCACGCCGGGCUCCCGACCACCGGUGCCAGGAACCCCCAGUACCCAGGCAAUGCCCUCCUGGCCCACUGCGGCAUACGCUACCUCCUCCUACCUUCAUGAUUCUACUCCGUCCUGGACCCUGUCUCCCUUUCAGGAUGCUGCCACCACCUCUUCCUCCUCCUCGUCUUCCUCUACCACCACCACGCCAGAAACAAGCACCAGCCCCAAAUUUCAUACAACGACCUAUUCCACUGAGCGAUCUGAGCACUUCAAACCCUGCAGAGACAAGGACCUCACAUACUGUCUCAAUGAUGGCGAGUGCUUUGUGAUCGAAACCCUGACGGGCUCCCAUAAACACUGUCGGUGCAAAGAAGGCUACCAAGGAGUCCGUUGUGAUCAAUUUCUGCCGAAAACUGAUUCCAUCUUAUCGGAUCCAACAGACCACUUGGGGAUUGAAUUCAUGGAGAGUGAAGAAGUUUAUCAAAGGCAGGUGCUGUCAAUUUCAUGCAUCAUCUUUGGAAUUGUCAUCGUGGGCAUGUUCUGUGCAGCAUUCUACUUCAAAAGCAAGAAACAAGCUAAACAAAUUCAAGAGCAGCUGAAAGAACCACAAAAUGGUAAAAACUAUAGCCUCAAAGCGUCCAGCACAAUGGCAAAGUCAGAGAACUUGGUGAAAAAUCAUGUCCAACUGCAAAAUUAUUCAAAGGCGGAAAGGCAUCCUGUGACUGCAUUGGAGAAAAUGAUGGAGUCAAGUUUUGCCGGCCCCCAGUCAUUCCCAGAGGUCCCUUCUCCUGACAGAGGAAGCCAGUCUGUCAAACACCACAGGAGUCUCUCCUCUUGCUGCAGCCCAGGGCAAAGGAGUGGUAUGCUCCAUAGGAAUGCCUUCAGGAGAACACCCCCCUCGCCCAGAAGUAGGCUGGGUGGCAUCGUGGGACCAGCAUAUCAGCAACUUGAGGAAUCAAGGAUCCCAGACCAGGAUAUGAUACCUCGUCAAGGGUAUUCAUCCAGUGGUUUAAAAAACCAACAAAAUGCAUCCAUAAAUAUGCAACUGCCUUCAAGAGAGACAAAUUCCUAUUUUAAUAGCUUGGAUCAAAAGGACCUGAUGGGCUAUUCAUCCACGCGGGCCAGUUCCGUGCCCAUCAUCCCUUCAGUGGGUCUAGAGGAAACCUGCAUGCAAAUGCCAGGGAUUUCUGAAGUCAAAAGCAUCAAAUGGUACAAAAACUCCUACUCUGCUGAUAUUGUCAAUGUGAGUAUUCCAGUCAGCGAUUGUCUUAUAGCAGAACAACAAGAAGUGAAAAUAUUGCUAGAAACUGUCCAGGAGCAGAUCCGAAUUCUGACUGACGCCAGGCGGUCAGAGGACUAUGAACUGGCCAGCGUAGAAACCGAGGACAGUGCAAGUGAAAACACAGCCUUUCUCCCCCUGAGUCCCACGGCCAAAUCAGAACGCGAGGCACAAUUUGUCUUAAGAAAGGAAAUACAAAGAGACUCCGCAUUGACCAAGUGACUUAAGAUGGAGGAAUCUGUGCAUUCUGUGCUUUGCUCAACAGGAAAAGAGAGGAAAUUAAAUACAAAUUAUUUAUAUGCAUUAAUUUAAGAGCAUCUACUUAGAAGAAACCAAAUAGUCUAUCGCCCUCAUAUCAUACUGUUUUUUAACAAAAUAUUUUUUUAAAGGGAAAGAAACGUUUCAGGAGGGGUAAAGCUUACCUCUAAAGCUUUUGGGUAGAAUUCUGAAUACCAUUUCAGUUAGUCCCAAUGCCGGCCUCUUUUGGCUCUUAGUAGAUGUGGGUGGUUCAGACCCUCAGCCCCACCGCACCAGUGUCCUCAUAAAAAAGCACUGGCAGUUA
Odobenus rosmarus divergens (Pacific walrus) is the source of this 2437-nucleotide messenger RNA. RefSeq names its product neuregulin 3 (gene NRG3). Bases 1 to 2097 code for a protein of 698 amino acids. The record is from RefSeq and is a predicted model, not a curated record. Gene Ontology annotation, molecular function: chemorepellent activity. The transcript has 9 exons. Lineage: Eukaryota; Metazoa; Chordata; Mammalia; Carnivora; Odobenidae. Gene Ontology annotation, biological process: intracellular signal transduction; animal organ development; nervous system development.